Messenger RNA from Suillus clintonianus, 3094 nucleotides. Its product is annotated as kinesin-domain-containing protein. NCBI's taxonomy places the organism in Eukaryota, Fungi, Basidiomycota, Agaricomycetes, Boletales, Suillaceae. Gene Ontology annotation, biological process: microtubule-based movement. Gene Ontology annotation, molecular function: microtubule motor activity; ATP hydrolysis activity; microtubule binding. The transcript is spliced from 10 exons. The coding region runs from base 99 to 2816 and encodes 905 amino acids. The record is from RefSeq and is a predicted model, not a curated record. Gene Ontology annotation, cellular component: nucleus; microtubule; kinesin complex.
UGAUUAUUUACGUGUCCAAACUUACUUCAACUUGAACCCGUUCUACAAAUCUUCCCACUUUGUAGGGGGCAGACAAGCGCAGCAAAAAUUGCAACACAAUGGCCACAAGAUCGAAGAUUGGUACAGCAGCGACGAGGGCAUCGACCCGAACAAAGACACCAGUUCCACCUCCGAGUCCUCCAGCAGGGAUAAAGACGAUUCGAGCAAGAGUUCCAAGCAGAACUACCGCACAAACUGAGGUAUCAAAAGCGCGAACAACUGGUCGAAAACCUCUUGCCAAUCGAGCUAAUUCGCCUGAUGCUAAGCUUCCUGCUGCCAAGAAGGUGGCUGGUACUAGGCAAGCACAGGCAGACCAUAGAUCAUCUGCAGAGCGCGAACCCGUUAUGGCCUAUUUGCGCAUUCGUCCUCAUCUUGGGGAUGAUGAACCCAUGUCUAUGCCUUACCUUACCCCUUUAUCGGACACGUCUGUACAGAUGACAGACCCCACCCAUGACGGUGCAGGCAGCUCCAGACCGCACAUUCGUGUCUCGGCUGUUGCACCUUCGUCAAUCUACAGAUUCUCACAUGUUUUCCUACCGGAAACACAACAGGCAGAGUUCUUCGCUAAAACUACGCUUCCCCUCGUACGCGAUCUGCUGGAUGGACAGAAUGGCUUGUUGUUUGCAUAUGGCGUCACAAACUCGGGCAAGACAUAUACAAUCCAAGGAGGCAAUGGUCCGGAUUCUGCAGGUAUCCUACCGCGGACACUGGACGUGAUUUUCAACAGCGUUGAAGGACUGCACAGCGAUGGCCGGUUCAGGCCCGUUAGGCUGUAUGGCGUAGAAGAAGCUGAUCCUUCUGAGUUCCUGCCUCCCAUGGACAUCGACAUGCCAACUGAUGAGCCACGACUCGCAGAAGUCCUUGCGGAACACCUCUCGAACACGGAUGCUAUCGAUAUCGAUCCAACGAUCGUUAAGCUCGACCGCAACUAUGAGUACUCUAUUUGGGUAUCUUACGCGGAAGUAUACAAUGAAAAGGUUUACGAUCUUCUUGCCGAAGUGACAGAAGAUACGUCCCGGUCACAGAUCCCUCGUCCCAACACCAACGUACAAGUCGCCCAUCCGCUUCUGCUGACACGUAAAGCCCUCACUGUUAAACCUUCACCUGCCUCUGACGCAUUAGAUGAGAGUGGGACUGGAAGCGCGGGGAAGUACAUUGCAGGGCUGAGAUAUUUCCGGGUAACCACCGCUGCGCAAGCAAAGGCACUUGUCAAGCUAGGACAGCUGCACCGACGUGUCUUCGGCACGCUGGCUAACAGCCAAAGUAGCAGAAGCCAUGGUAUGGUGACUAUCAAGGUCUUAAGAGGACACCGGGGUGACAGGGACGACCCAAGCUCUCUGCAGAUAUCUCGGUUGACCCUCGUGGAUCUAGCAGGAUCGGAGCGAACCAAGCACACGCAGACAACUGGCGAUCGUCUUAAGGAGGCCGGAAACAUCAACAAGUCUCUGAUGGUCCUUGGCCAAUGUAUGGAGGUCAUGCGUUCCAACCAAAAGCGUCUUGCACAAAGCCUUGCGAAUCCUGGGCGGACGGAUACUCGUGAUGUUAAGAGGGCAUUGGCUGUUGUGCCAUUCAGGCAUAGCAAAGUCACCGAGGUAUUGAUGGAUUACUUUGUUGGCGAUGGUCGAGUCGUGAUGAUCGUCAACAUCAAUCCUUACGACACUGGCUUUGAAGAGAACUCUCAUGUAAUGAAAUUCUCUGCACUUGCGAGGGAAGUUUCGACGACCGUGAACAACGCACCUGUGCCCCGCGUGCAGAUCAAUCCAAGCAAGCAGAGGUCAGUCAGCUCGGCUCUGCCCAGGGCUGUGACCAGGAAGGUAACGAUAUCGAGCCUUCUCCCUAAUAAGAAGGUCAGCGAAGCGCACCUUGAGGUUCUCGAAGAGGAUGAGGAGGCGAGGGAAGAUGGCGAGAGUGAAGAGGAUGAUGAUGAGCCUAUUAAUCCGCUAGUGGACGCCUUGUUUGAUGAAAUAGAGGAUUUGCGCCUGCGGCUUUAUGAGGCAGAGAUGCGCUGUAUAAUAGUCGAAGCGGAAACCCGCGAAGACGUUAUGAAGGAAAUGGAAGAAAGGAUGCGCGAAAUUGAGAAGACUCACAGUCAGAGGCUUAUGAGCGAGGUGGAACGAAACGAACGAAAAAUGGAUGCCAAGAUCGACAUGCUGCAUCAAGCUGGACUAAUUGGAUCUCCUCAAAAGCGUCAAGAGAUAGUUGAGGAGAGCGAAGAGUCGGGCGAAAUCGAACAUGAGGACGUAGACUUUGAAGAUAGCGAUGAGCCGUCUGAUUCAGAGGCAAGCCGAUCUUCAUCACCUCUAUACGGUAAAGGGAAGGCCAACACACAAUCGGAGCUCACCUCCAACCGAAUGAUGGGCACCGAUGUGGAUGUGGAGGGGGCUGGUGCAAGUGAUCAAAGCGAAAUCGAGCAAAUAACAGAGGAAGAGGAAGAAGAUGGCGUGGAGGAUGACCCAAUUAGUGAAGAUGACGAGUCCGACGACUACGCCCCUCCAGCUAAGGCCAAGUCUAGGCCGAUUAAAGUUGCUAUCAAGCCUCUGGCAAAAGGGAAAGUAGGGAGUCCAGCAGCCACAACUGGUCGUCGAUCAACUCGCACUGUGUCUUUGUUAGAGAAACAGCUCAAGGAUAUUUCUCUCUUGGAGGACGGCACAGGCGGCGCUGAUGACUCUAUCACGAUUCUACCCAAUCGAAAGGCACGGGCAGCUUACGGGGGUCCUGAUGUCGUAUUCGUGCCAGGGAAAGACGAUAUUGACAUCACGAAGAAGAAGAAGAGGUGAGAUCUGUGCCAUGAGUUUGAAAAAGGACUGAUAACUCUUCGAAGGCAACUGGGUAAGAAGGUUGUAGUGACAGAGGAAGAACUAGAACAAGUAGUUGGAGCCGUGGAGAAAAAUGUGCAAAAGGGUGGAGGAAGCAAGAAUAUCAGGCGGAUGCGUUUAACCUGAUGACCAGUGAUCUGUUUAUUUUCUCUUUCGAACGUCACAGUCAAUCGCGAUCUGUAUACCAUGACACUGAUUAACACAACGCUAUAUAUAUUUGGUCAUCUGCGCUCAUACAA